This is a messenger RNA of Macaca mulatta (Rhesus monkey), 2397 nucleotides long. RefSeq names its product zinc finger with KRAB and SCAN domains 3 (gene ZKSCAN3). Gene Ontology annotation, molecular function: DNA-binding transcription activator activity, RNA polymerase II-specific; RNA polymerase II cis-regulatory region sequence-specific DNA binding. Lineage: Eukaryota; Metazoa; Chordata; Mammalia; Primates; Cercopithecidae. The record is from RefSeq and is a predicted model, not a curated record. Gene Ontology annotation, cellular component: nucleus. Gene Ontology annotation, biological process: regulation of transcription by RNA polymerase II.
CUUCUGUGCCCCGCCUUGCGGGUGGUUUGCUAGUUUCGAGCACUUUGUGAGUAUGGGGUGAGUAGCGGACGCCAGUUGGGCGUCCGCCUUCCACUGUGGGGUUAAAUCUCAUCCCGCGGCUCUCCUCCUGUCGGUCCUGCAGUUCUUUUGUCCCCUGGUGGAGGAAUCUUCUGCAGAAAUAGCGCUGGAAGCUAGAGUGAGGCCUGAGUACUGCCUUGGCCCAGGAUGGCUAGAGAAUUAAGUGAAAGCACAGCCCUGGAUGCCCAGCCUACAGAAGACAAGAUGGAGCUUCUGGUCAUAAAGGUGGAGGAAGAAGAGGCCGGUUUUCCCAGUAGCCCAGAUCUGGGCUCUGAGGGCUCCCGCGAGCGCUUCCGAGGCUUCCGCUACCCGGAGGCUGCAGGUCCCCGCGAGGCGCUGAGCCGGCUCCGAGAGCUCUGCCGACAGUGGCUGCAGCCUGAGAUGCACAGCAAGGAGCAGAUCCUGGAGCUGCUGGUGCUGGAGCAGUUCCUGACCAUCCUGCCUGGGAAACUGCAGAGCUGGGUGCGGGAGCAGCAUCCAGAGAGCGGGGAGGAGGUGGUGGUGCUGUUGGAGUAUUUGGAGAGGCAACUGGAUGAGCCGGCGCCGCAGGUUUCAGGUGUUGACCAGGGGCAAGAACUGCUCUGUUGCAAGAUGGCAUUGUUGACACCAGCCCCAGAGUCACAAAGUAGCCAAUUUCAGCUAAUGAAGGCUCUGCUCAAGCAUGAAUCUCUGGGAUGCCAGCCUUUACAAGACAGAGUUCUCCAGGUCCCUGUGCUUGCCCAUGGAGGGUGCUGCAGAGAAGAUACAGUGGUAGCUUCUAGGCUUACUCCAGAGUCCCAGGGGUUGUUGAAAGUGGAAGAUGUGGCCUUGACCGUCACCCCUGAAUGGACACAGCAGGAUUCAUCUCAGGGGAAUCUCUGUAGAGAUGAAAAGCAGGAGAACCAUGGCAGCCUGGUCUCCCUGGAGAUGGGGUUUCACCAUGUUGACCAGGCUGGUUUUGAACUCCUGACCUCAAGUGAUCUGCCAGCCUCAGCCUCCCAAUCGCUGUUUCUCAAAGGUGGUGAAAAACAGACUAAGGGCAGGGACUUGCCUCCAGCUGAGAAGCUUCAAGAAAAGGAGCAUGGGAAGAUAUUGUGCCACCUGAGGGAAGACAUUGUCCAGAUUCCUACAUGUGCAGAAGCUGGUGAACAGGAGGGCAGGUUACAAAGAAAGCAGAAAAAUGCCACAGGAGGGAGGCGGCACAUCUGCCAUGAAUGUGGAAAGAGUUUUGCUCAAAGCUCAGGCCUGAGUAAACACAGGAGAAUCCACACUGGUGAGAAACCCUACGAAUGUGAGGAGUGUGGCAAGGCCUUCAUUGGGAGCUCUGCCCUCGUCAUUCAUCAGAGAGUCCACACUGGUGAGAAGCCAUAUGAGUGUGAAGAAUGUGGUAAGGCCUUCAGUCACAGCUCAGACCUUAUCAAGCACCAGAGAACCCACACUGGGGAGAAGCCCUAUGAGUGUGAUGACUGUGGGAAGACCUUCAGCCAGAGCUGCAGCCUCCUUGAACAUCACAGAAUCCACACUGGGGAGAAGCCGUAUCAGUGCAGUAUGUGUGGCAAAGCCUUUAGGCGAAGUUCACAUCUCCUGAGACAUCAGAGGAUCCAUACUGGGGAUAAAAAUGUUCAGGAACCUGAGCAGGGAGAGGCCUGGAAAAGUAGGACGGAAAGCCAGUUGGAAAAUGUUGAAACUCCCAUGUCUUAUAAAUGUAAUGAGUGUGAAAGAAGUUUCACUCAGAAUACAGGCCUCAUUGAACAUCAAAAAAUCCACACUGGUGAGAAACCCUAUCAGUGUAAUGCAUGUGGAAAAGCCUUCACCCGAGUUUCAUACCUUGUUCAACAUCAGAGAAGCCACGUAGGGAGAAACAUCCUAUCACAGUGACCCAUGCUAUACAUGCCAGAGUUGGUGCUCAUUUGUCACUGAUCUGAAGCCACUCCCCCUGGAGUCUCGACUAUAGGAAUUGUGGGCUGGGCUUUAUUUACCACUACACAUUAUCAGGUGUUAGAAAAUAUAGACUGGGUUAGACAAAUUAUCUUCCAAGUUCUAGAAGGUGUUUGGAAUCAAAACAUAUUUGAUAGGAGGCUAUGGGAGAGUUGUCUAGAAUAGGUAAGACCUGAAAUGGUUUGUUCUCUCCCAUUGGAAUUAAAUGGAUGUUUAGACUGGCUACUUGCCCUAAACCAGCACUUUGUGGUGUCUGUUGGGUGGAUGGUUGUGAUUUGGGGGCUGCUUCUCUGACCAUUCCUUUGGACUGUAAUGAAUCCUCCACAGUUGGUCAGAUUCACAAAGUCUUAUAUCCCCCUCUGUGCCUUUUCCACAGGUGCUAAUAAAUGUUUAUUGAAUGUA